AUGUCGAAUCCAAAGAAUGGUAGCGCGUACGGCGCGCCGGCCGGCGAUACCGACUUUCGAAAGACAUGGGAUCUCGACGAAUACGCGGAAAAAGCCAAAGUGCGCGAAGCCAAGGAGAAGGAAGAGGGAAAGGCGCGUUACGAGGCCAAAAUGGCUGGCAAGAAAUACUACAAACCCAAGACUGGCGACGAGACGUAUACAUCCGCGCGGCGAAAUGUCAUGGACUUCACCGGCCAGGUGGGCAAGACGCAGCUGGUUGGUGCCGGCGCGGGCGUCGGAAAGCGUGGUCGCGGCGCAGGAUUCUACUGUGAGGCCUGCGACCUCACGUUCAAGGAUAAUCUUCAGUACAUUGAGCAUCUCAACACAACACAGCAUCUUUUGAAUGCCGGCCAGACCACCGAAGUCAGACGCGCCACAGUGGAAGAAGUUCGAGACCGAAUCACGUUUUACGUUCAAAAGAGAGAGGAACUAGAGAAGGACAAGGUUACCAGCCUUCAAGAGCGACUCCAAAUACGAGAAGAAGAGAACGAAAAAGAGGCGGAAGAGCGGAGGAAGAAGCGCCGCGACGAAGCGGACAAGAAGAGACUGGAAAAAGAAGAGGCGGCCAAAGUCAAGGUCGAAUAUGGUGAUGAUGUACGAAUAGAGGGAGAGCAUGAGGAAGAGGACAUGAUGGCGCAAAUGGGAUUUGCUGGGUUUGGCACGUCAAAGAAAUAA
This is a messenger RNA of Akanthomyces muscarius, 714 nucleotides long. RefSeq lists its product as uncharacterized. Bases 1 to 714 code for a protein of 237 amino acids. Gene Ontology annotation, biological process: mRNA splicing, via spliceosome. The record is from RefSeq and is a predicted model, not a curated record. The transcript has 2 exons. Gene Ontology annotation, cellular component: U4/U6 x U5 tri-snRNP complex; spliceosomal complex. Lineage: Eukaryota; Fungi; Ascomycota; Sordariomycetes; Hypocreales; Cordycipitaceae. Gene Ontology annotation, molecular function: zinc ion binding; nucleic acid binding.